GAGGCUGCCAACCGCAAAAAGCCUCAAUUCACGAGUUUGUGGGCUGGAGGGGGCACCUCGAGGCUCAAACCUGACUUCCACUCAGUGUCUACCUGCGUGUUGGAGGAAUGAUUUCAAGCGACUACGUCCUAGAAUUGUCAAAUGUGUUCUACUCGGGACAGGUCGAGCCGGGGUCCUGCAUGCAGAGACUGCUGGGGAGCAUCAAAACCGGGGUGAUCCUCAAAGACGUCUCCAUGAAGGUGCACUCGGGGGAGGUUUUGGCCGUUUUGGGGUCCAAAGGGAGCGGGAAAAAGGCCCUUCUGGAUGUUAUUUCGCGACGGGUUCAAGGGCCCACCCGAGGGCAAAUUCUACUCAACAAUCAUCCAAUGAAUUUGAGCCUUUUUCAGCAAAGGUGUGGGUAUGUGACCCACAAGUGCGAUCUUAUUCCGGGCCUGACGGUCGAGCAAACCCUUUAUUACACACCAACGAAGCUGACUGGAUAUUUGAAAAAGUCCAAAGUGAAGCAAGUGAUGGCCGAUUUGGCUCUGAGUCAAGUGGCCAAUCGCUGCACGGAAAACCUGACUCAGAGCGAGUACCGCCGCCUCAUGAUCGGGAUCCAGCUGAUCAAAGAUCCCGUAAUCCUGCUCCUGGACGAACCCACUUGGGAUCUGGAUCCUUUGAACACCUAUCUCGUCGUUUCCAUCCUCUCCAACGCUUCGAAAAAAUACGGAACGGCCAUAAUCCUCACAAUGGAGAAGCCCCGUUCCGACGUGUUCCCUUUUUUGGAACGAGUACUUUAUUUAUGCCUCGGAGACGUCGUCUACACUGGAGGUACUCGUCAAAUGCUGGAAUAUUUCACCGCAAUCGGUUUUCCAUGCCCACAACUCGAAAACCCGCUCAUGUACUACCUAUGUCUGAGCACAGUUGACAGGAGAUCAAGGGAACGCUUCGUGGAGAGCAACCACCAAAUUGCUGCUUUGGUCGAAAAAUUCAAAAUUGAGGGCGCGGCAUACCGGAAAGGGUCAAUCACCGGCCCUAACCAUAAUCUAGACGGCGGGUUGGGCCAUGGGAACAAAGUACCAUUGCUCCUGGGCCGGCCUGGGGCCUGGCAAGUCGGAUGGACCAUCUACAGUCGCUUGUUGGUGGCCACCCUCAGUAUCCAGAAAGCCGGCCUACUGCGACUAUUCCUCCGCCUGUUUUUCGUUCCUUUGUUUUUCUUCUUUUUGUGGUUGUUUUACCGCGACAUGCAGAUGUUUCAACACACUUUUGUCACCAGGACCGGCUUGAUUCUCAAUUGUUUGUGUGGUGCCUACUUUUUGGGAAUCCUAAACUCGAUUUUUCUAUAUCCGGUUUUUCGCACCCGGUACUUCCAAGAAUCGCAAGAGGGGCUCUACGGGGGCGCCCUUUUCCUUAUAACUUACAAUCUAGUCUCCAUUCCGUUUUCUUUUGUUUCCGUGGCUGCGGCUAGUGCAAUCCUGUAUCCCUUGAUUGGGGGCUUCGAGGACCCUACUCAGUACCUGUACUUCGCUCUGGUGCUAUGGGCGUGCUACAUCUUCGCCGAACAGCAAACCAUGGCCAUCUUGAUGGUGGUCAAGAGUCACCUAUCCGCCGCCAUCUUUAGCAUUUACAUCACUUGUAUUUGCAUUACGUUAAGUUCGGGAAUUUUGAGGUCGAUCAAAGGGUUGCAACAAUGGUUGUACUACUUGACGUAUGCGACUCAAGUCCGGUACGCUUCUGCUUUUCUCAAUCGACAGACUUUUUUAAUCCCGGAACUGCUCGAAACGCUUCCCUACGACUUGAAACACAAUUGUACCAACAUGAAUUUGAUCGAAACGGCGGCUUCGAGCAGUUCCGGGUUUUGUAGGUACUCAAAUGGGCAGGAGUUUCUGGUCGAGAGGUACUCACGGGACAAGACUGACGUCAUUUUCAGUGAUGGGAUCCUCGACUUUGAUAUGAAUAUUGGGAUUACGUUCGCGUUCGCGCUUGGGAUGGUCGUUUUCAACUUGUUUUUGUAUUUAAUCCCACUUCCGGCCUUCGUCAAGGCUAAGUUUCGCGAAUAAAACAAAGUAUUUUUUUGUUAAA
Messenger RNA from Tribolium madens (black flour beetle), 2061 nucleotides. Its product is annotated as ATP-binding cassette sub-family G member 5. Gene Ontology annotation, molecular function: ATP binding; ATP hydrolysis activity; ABC-type transporter activity. Lineage: Eukaryota; Metazoa; Arthropoda; Insecta; Coleoptera; Tenebrionidae. The record is from RefSeq and is a predicted model, not a curated record. Bases 108 to 2039 code for a protein of 643 amino acids. Gene Ontology annotation, cellular component: plasma membrane. The transcript is spliced from 8 exons.